Messenger RNA from Malus domestica (apple), 477 nucleotides. The record is from RefSeq and is a predicted model, not a curated record. NCBI's taxonomy places the organism in Eukaryota, Viridiplantae, Streptophyta, Magnoliopsida, Rosales, Rosaceae.
AUGAGUAGUCGAUCGAGUCGCACUAUCUACGUCGGCAAUCUACCUGGAGAUAUUCGUAUGAAAGAAGUUGAAGGUUUAUUCCUGAAGUAUGGGCCUAUUGUUGACAUUGAUCUCAAAAUCCCUCCAAGACCGCCAGGUUAUGCUUUUGUUGAGUAUGAAGAUCCUCGUGAUGCUAAUGAUGCAAUUUAUGGCCAGGAUGGGUACGACUUUGAUGGGUUUCGUUUACGAGUUGAACUAGCACAUGGUGGACGGCACUCCUCGUCACAUCGUUCCAGCAGUUACAAUCGUAGUAGCAGCAGCCGUGGUGCCAUGCCAGAAGCAAGGUGGAAUCAGGUUCACAAUCAGAAAAUGGAUACAACAGCUCUAUCUGUUGCUAGAAAGCGGUUGGAGGAAUCAAAUCAGCUACUAUCCAAUGACAAGGGGGGUCCUGCACAAGAACAGGAACUUGAAUCAUUUCCUAACACUAGUGGAUCAUGA